AUGGACAAUUGGGUUAGGAUCUGCAAUUUUUGGCAAACUGAUGAGUGCAAAGAAAGGAGUUUGCGGAAUAAAAUAAAUCAAGCUUAUAAUUCUGGAGACUCACGUGCAAUAUAUGCAGGAGGAUCUAUAAAUACCGAGGAGCAUUCACGUAGAUUGUCUAGGGAUUUGGGAAAAGAGCCCGAUUUUAUAGACACUUUCGUCCGCACUUUUCAAAAAAAAGACAAGACUUGGAGUGGAGAUAGAGCUAGAAUAAUUAAGGAGAGAUAUGAUGAGCUAUCAUUAUCUCAAAGAAGUUCAGGUGAUGGUGAUAAUAUUGAGGGAUCUGAGCCGUCUGUUACUAAUAAUUUAGAUUUAUGGUUAGAGGCCAGUGGGGGAGUCAAAGGGGGAAGGAUAAUAGGUAUGGGUUCUAUGAGUAGAAUUCAUAAUGUUCCUCGAAGAUCUUUAUCUUCUUCUACCCCACCCGCAGUAACGGCACAGAUUCAUAGCUUAACUGAAGAGGUUGACAAUUUGAAAGGCAUAAUAUCUCAAAGGGAUCAGCAAAUUUUAGAAAUUCAAAAAUAA
Molecule: messenger RNA, 561 nt
Organism: Zingiber officinale
Lineage: Eukaryota; Viridiplantae; Streptophyta; Magnoliopsida; Zingiberales; Zingiberaceae
Exons: 3
Coding region: 1-561 (186 amino acids)
Source: RefSeq, a predicted model, not a curated record